CGCAGCAUAUCAGCAGGUAAUGAGAGGAGGGGGACGUUCGGUCGGUCGGAACGAAUUUACGACGAUACGACCAAAUUAAACCGGAUGCUGGACAAAAAUCAUUAACACGUUAAACGUAGGAAUACUCAGGUCGAGGCUACUACAAGGAAAAACGACCGUCUCGACCUUGGCCCCUCCUCUUUCGUUAUAGGAAGCUGAGCUGUAUUAUCUAACACUACUGUACAUAGCCUAUUCUUAUUGUCCUAACUGAAAAGACGCAACUUUUUUUAUAGUGAUCAAAUAAAUGGGGGAUUACGGAUUUGGCUUGCUUCAGACAGUAAGUAUAAACAACAGCAGCACUACACUCUUGGGCGGAGGCGCUUUCAGGUCCUACUCGACCCCCUCUCCGGUGUCCACCGGCCAGCUAUCCCCCAACUCGACUCCUGUUUCUGGCAACACCGUCCCCGGCGUGUCCUCUCUAUUCCUGUCAGCUGCUGCGCAUCAGCAAAACAUGCAGGAUGAGCCUGUGGGGGUGACAACCUCGCAGCAACCCCCUUCAAUCGAACAAACCAACGGCAACAGCAGCAAACACGGGUAUCUGCAAUCUAACAGCAGCAACAACAACCACCACAACCAGCUGGGCUUUAACACACAGGACUACAACGCCUUGAGUCAGAACCAACAGCAGUUCGACGAUUUUAAAGCCACUGUAGGUCACGAACAGUUCUGUCCGACGCAGUCGAUCUGUGACCUUCAGCACGACCGGAAAAUACAUCAGCAGUUAAGUCAGCAGGCUGAGUUCGGCUGUUCGGAGCCACCCCCACCCCAAGGAGAAUUUAGUCACCUGCCUCAGAAGCAGCCUUACACCACUGCCGGCUCGAACGAAUCCGAUCCAAACACGGAAUCGAGCCACGAUCAAAUUCGCAGCUUAUCGGUGGAGAAGGCAGAAGCCGAUGUGGUUGCUGCCGCGUCGCCAUCGCCCACUUCCGUGAAUCCAAACAAGGUAAAGAUCCAAAUGGACUCCCCUAACUCCCAUCACAUAAACAACGGCAAUGGCACCGGUACCGGCAAUAACAUACUGCCCGGAGGUAUCGGAGCCGGCUUCUCCAACCUCCCACAUCAAGAAAUGCAGAAUGCGGGAGGUGGCUCGGCUUCGCCGACUCUCCCCGGUUUCGGAACUCCCUGGUCCGUUCAGACGAGCUCCCCACCACCACCUCUCUCCAACUCAGCCAACCCCAGCCACGCAAACGCGAUGAACCCGAUACCUAACGCAGAACACGAGAACAAUUUCUACCCGGGGAUUCCCUCCUCCAUCAACCCGGCCUUCUUCCAGAGCUUUUCGUCGGUGUCUACUAAUCCUUGCGCCGGGAUUAACGUGCAGGGCUUCAGCAGCCCUUUCUCGCCCCAGAUCAACAUCCCCCAGCAGCAGCCCCAGAGCCGCCGGUCCCCGGUCAGUCCCCAGAUGCAUCCGCAACAGGGAGCCUUUCUGCAGCAGAGGAACAAUUACAACCAUCACCAGCCCAUGAUGAAGCAGUCUCCCUGGGGGGGCAGCCACCAGGGCAGCGGCUGGACCUCUGGAGGGAUGUCCUGGGGAAGGGACCACCGCCGCGUUGGCAUGGGGGUUCCCGGCUCCAUGAGCCAGGUGUCCCCCAUGAAGAAGCCCUUCUCCAGCAAUGUCAUCGCCCCUCCCAAGUUCCCCCGCACGGGCGGCUCCCUGGGGCCCAAGUCCUGGAUCGAGGAGAACGUUUUCCGCACAGAUAACAACAGCAAUACCCUGUUGCCCAUGCAGGAUCGCCCCAGAAUGUAUGACAGUCUAAAUAUGCACUCUCUGGAAAGCUCCCUGAUUGAUAUCAUGAGGGCUGAGCAGGACCCCAUGAAGGGCCGUGUGGGAUGCCCUCACCCCGGGGCAGAUGGUCUGCUCAUGCUCAAUGCACGGAGCUAUGGGAGACGACGAGGGCGCUCCUCCUUGUUUCCGAUCGACGACGUUCUCCUUGACGACGGCCAUGGCAACCAGGGCGUCCCUGGAGUUCUAGGCUCUCCUAACUGCUACCCUCACCAGAACGGGGAGCGUAUCGAGCGCUUCUCUCGCAAGGUGUUUGUGGGAGGCCUGCCUCCAGACAUUGAUGAAGAUGAGAUCACCUCCAGCUUCCGCCGCUUUGGCCAUCUGGUGGUGGAUUGGCCUCACAAGGCCGAGAGCAAAUCCUACUUCCCCCCUAAAGGUUACGCCUUUCUACUGUUCCAAGAGGAGACUUCUGUUCAGGCUCUGAUCGAGGCCUGCUUGGAGGAGGAUGGCAAGCUGUACCUGUGUGUCUCCAGUCCCACCAUCAAGGACAAGCCAGUCCAGAUUCGCCCGUGGAAUCUGAGUGACAGCGACUUUGUGAUGGACGGCUCUCAGCCCCUUGACCCGCGCAAGACCAUCUUUGUGGGUGGUGUCCCUCGCCCCCUCCGUGCAGUGGAGCUGGCUAUGAUCAUGGAUCGUUUGUACGGUGGCGUCUGCUAUGCUGGCAUCGAUACUGACCCAGAACUCAAGUACCCCAAGGGGGCGGGCCGAGUGGCCUUCUCCAAUCAGCAGAGCUACAUCGCUGCCAUCAGCGCUCGAUUCGUUCAGCUGCAGCAUGGGGACAUUGACAAACGGGUGGAGGUGAAGCCCUACGUCCUGGACGACCAGCUGUGUGACGAGUGCCAGGGGGCGCGCUGCGGGGGCAAGUUCGCGCCCUUCUUCUGCGCCAACGUCACCUGCCUGCAGUACUACUGCGAGUUCUGCUGGGCCAACAUCCACUCGCGCGCCGGCCGUGAGUUCCACAAGCCCCUGGUCAAAGAGGGAGCGGACCGCCCCCGCCAGAUCCACUUCCGCUGGAACUAAGCGUCACCAAGAGAACAAGAGAGAGAGAGAGUGGAGAGACGACGUCACAGCACGAGGCAGGAAAAGUGCACUGUUCUGUCCCCUCACCCCCAAGCUAUCAGUAUAGAGUAUGUAACAGUAUACAUUAUAAGCAGAUAUAAAUAUAUAUGAAAAUAUAUCUAUAUAAAAUAUAAAUAUGUAUCUUUUGUAGCAGCCAAAACACUACAAGCCUCAGUUUUUCACCAAACCACCCGCCAUCUCAGGCUUUGAUGACUUUUUUGUGGUACUUUCAUGUUUUUUUAAAAAAAGGAGAUUAACAGAAGAGAGAUUGAUUUUUUGUAGUUUUUUCAAAUUAUUUUUAUAUGUGAGAUUUAAAGUAGAUAUGAGAAUGUUUUUGCAUGGGAGGGGGCAGCCCGUCUGUCUGUCUGUCUGUCUGUCUGUCUGUCUGUCUGCUGCUAGACCCCCCCUCCUCAGCUGGUGGGCUAAGUGCACACUUGCUUCUGGAAAAACCCUUGAUAUUAAAAUCUCUGACGCCUGCCCCAGGUCAUUAACCAAAGGUAGCAACUAAGAUAUAGGAAGCAUGAAAGUGAAACAUUUCUGCCACAAAUGAAGUGAAAGAAAGCGGAAGGAAAUAACUAACAAACAAAAACAAAACGACAAAGCCUAUCUCCUGGUGUUUCGAUGUGCUCCUUAUACUUAUAAAUGAAUAAUUCUAAAAGAAGAUAGGUUGAAUAUUUGCUCUCAAUUUAGACCUGCAAAAAAAGAUAAUACCUCAAAGUAACUAAUCUGGUUUGUAGUUAGCUCUAUCUACCAUUGUUAAUCACACAAGCUAUGUAAGAAGCUUUGCUGCUAUAUAUAAUAUAUGAACAGAUGUAUAGUUGUUAUAUUAAAUGCCAUCUACUAGAAAGGAAUCGUUAUAAAUUCAAAUGCAGUCCACACGCUCACUCAGAUAUGGCAACCCUUGUUGCUCAUGAAGACUAGAAUGUGAAAUCUUAAGUGCAUGUUUGUGUAUACAGCAUCUGCAUGUAGUGUAGAGGUUACUGACAACAUAUAGAGAAAGAAAACAAGUAACAAAACUCAUAUUACAGAAAAAAAAGCUGAACACUAUGUAGCAUGAACAAAAGAAACCUGUCAACGACCUUGGUGUCAAAAUGUUAAUUAAGUUGAGAAGUUAUUACAAAAAGAAACAUGCAUGCAUUGAUGUGAUGAUUGGUUUACAUGGUUAUUCUAUCAGAAACAUUAGUUUUAGACUAGUUCGUCUGGCCAUCUUUGUGUAUUUGGUGAUUUGUGAGGAUUUCGACACAAAAAGAUGAAAAAAAAAACUGAGUGGUGUUUGUGGUUAGUGUACAUGGUGUCUGUGUAAUGUGUGGCUGUAGUUAGUGUGGAUUGAGGUUUUCGUUAAGUUUCAACGUAGAUAAGGAGGACAAAAAUAUUAGGACGACAUUUUGCCUUGACCCUACUUCUUGUUACCUCCCUAUACUCAUAUGCUCACCAGUGUUUCUCGAUGUAGCAUAGACCGUAGCUGACAAAAGGUUAUUAGCCAGAUAUGAAACGAUUAUCCAGUGUAAAAUGGGUAGGCGUUUUACAGGAACACGUUAGGUAGCCAAUACAGGUUACAAUACACAGGCAGUUGGUCAGAAGACACUUGUGUUUUUAGACAGAGCAUAUACUCCUGUAGAGUUAGUUAUGAUGUCCAUUGAUGUAGGCAACUUUAAAAGGAGUAAAAAAAAAAAGUCUUUUCUCAAAUCGGAGUGAAAAAAAAGUGGUUAUCACACUAGUGUCAUUGGGGAAGAAUUAUCACUUGAGAGAGAGAAAAAAAAUAAAUCCCAAUCAUUUAUUUUCCUUUCCUCUUCCUUCAAAUUCAGUUAUGAUCACAGAAAAAGAGCAAAGAUAUUGCAAAAUUUGUGCCGUUAUAAUUCAUCCCCUCCCUGUGAUCCUGUGCGGUUAUAACACUUAAUUCAUUUACUCCUAGGGACAAUCUCUCUAAUAGCCGUGGAUGCCAGCUCUACUGGUGGCUGGCUGGUACUGUACUGUAUAUUUGUGUGUGUUGAUCUUAUUUUAUUUUCUGUGCUGUGUGCUUCUGUGUUUGUUUGUUUUGUUUGUUUGUUUGUUUGUGAGCACCACACCCAAGUGUUGCUGUCUUUUUCGGUGUUUGUGAUUCAAGCUUUUAAGUGUCUCUACUGUUACUACUUCAAGAUGAGAUUGUAAGGUUUAUUUAUUGAGUUGUGUGUUUUUUUUUUGUUUUUUUUUAAAUAGAGUAUUUAUUUGUCAAUAUGAUACACAUUUUGCAUUUGCCCCCUCGACCUCUCUAAUCACUUUUGAUAAUAUAUAUAGUGCACUACAUGUUCUGAAUUUCCUACUCUUUGAUUACAGUCCUUUGUUGCUCUUACCAUUACGGUGAUCAACAAGCUGGCUAACCCUGAAGUUAUGAAAAAUGAAAAGCUGUCCGUUUUAUUUACCUGUAUGUCAUCAUUUUAUAAAUGAUUUCACUUCCCUUGGACAUCUACCUAUUUUUUAACCAGAUGAUUUUAAUAUUCCUUAUUUUUUCAUAAGUUAUUUAAUAUUUUUUUGCAAGUGGGCUUAGGUUUUUUAUGUGAAUGCAGAGCAGUAAUCGAAAAUGUGUGUUCUAAUGGAGGUCAGGGGGAAUUUUAGGCAGUGCUUCCUUGCAGGCAUUGCUUGCUCUGCCUGGUCAAAUCAAAAUGGAGGAUGAAUCAUGCAUAUGAGAUUUGCUGAGCUAUGCCUCAAAGAUGGAUUUAAAUAUGAAGGAACCGUUCACCUUUCCUUAAGUGUCAUGGUCCUUGUGACUGUCGACACUCCCAACACAGCUAUGUUAGAACUGGGAUGAAAUGGUUGAAAGAGUGACACUAGCAAAAGCCUCGGCACUAGCCACACCACUUUCCCCUGACACUGGCCUCUUUGUGUUGUGAGUACCGUGUCCGGUUUUCUGUGUUGAACACUGUUGCUUUGUACGCUUGUGUGUGUAUGCGUAUGUGUAUACUUGUGUGGUUAUUUUUGUUUUUGUAAAAAUCAUAUUUAUUUCACUAUUUUUGUAGACGAAUAACUAUUUGAUUUGGAUUGUAUUUUUCUAUUUCAAUAGACUUAUUUUACACAUUUUAUUUCCCCUAAUAUUUAUAGUUCUGUCCAGAAGCAGGAUUCUGUUUAAGACGAAAAAGAAACGGAGACAGUUUCAAGAAACACCCAUGCAAUUAUGUAUAUAUUGAUAUAUUAAUAUAUAAACUCUUUUAAUAUAUUAAUAUGAUUAAUAUAUGAAAACAUCACAUGUUUUAUUUGAAGGAAACACACAUUGAGGGUUCUAUUAUGUUCAUGGAAGACACUUGAGAUUUUCCCCCGUUGCAUCGAGACUCUCGUAGCCUCUCCUCAUUGAUGCUCCGAAACUUGAAUAUAACACAUUUUGAAAGGCUGACUAACCUCAAAUCUGUGUUGUGACGUGCAAUACUGUUUCUAAUGUUUGUAUAAAAAAAAGUAAGAAUAACAGUGUAAACCUUUUUAAUGCAGAUUUAUUUUUUUCAUUGCAUAUUUUGCAAAUUUCUGAUUCACAGUGUCAUUUUUUACUGUCAGAAAAUAAACCCCUUUUUUUCAUUGCAACUAUUUUUAAAUCCAGAUAUCUUUGUACUGAUGUAAAUGAUUGUAGUUAUUUUGGAUAGUGUUUUGCUAACAAAAGGAGAGACUUUUUCAUGCAUAUUUCUAUUUCUUUUCAUUUUGGUUUAUUCUUUUUUUAUUUCAUUUAAAUAGACUAGUAGCAAAAUACUUGGAAUAAUUUUUCAUAUUAUGUGUCAUUAAUAUUAUUUUGUAUUUUUAUGUGGAAUAUAUAUAAAUAUAUAAUUUUAUGAUGCUAAUUGCUAAAAUAUUAUUUUACGUUGAAUUAUUUUUAAAGCUAAAAUCUUUGUAAUAUUGUCAAAGUUACUAGUUUCUAAAUCAGAGUUUGUGUAGAUUCACACAAGUGGUUUAUGAAGUGUUCGGAUUGUAAUUAUUACUGAAUGGUUCUUUGAUAUGCAAAUGAAUAUCGUGGAUUUUUAUUUUGGUUUGUUUUGUAUUUAAAUGGGGUGUUGAUUACAAUCUUUCAUUUCCUGAAUAAAGACCCAUUCUGUUCGGA
Messenger RNA from Sardina pilchardus (European sardine), 6935 nucleotides. RefSeq names its product cytoplasmic polyadenylation element binding protein 2 (gene cpeb2). Gene Ontology annotation, molecular function: mRNA regulatory element binding translation repressor activity; mRNA 3'-UTR binding; ribosome binding. The record is from RefSeq and is a predicted model, not a curated record. Gene Ontology annotation, biological process: negative regulation of cytoplasmic translation. Bases 284 to 2842 code for a protein of 852 amino acids. The transcript is spliced from 11 exons. Gene Ontology annotation, cellular component: synapse; neuron projection; cytoplasm. Lineage: Eukaryota; Metazoa; Chordata; Actinopteri; Clupeiformes; Clupeidae.